AAAAUUCAGGUAUAAUUCUAUCUGUCCAAUCAGUGAGUCCCACUGCUGCUGGUUGAUAAAAGGACUGAAUAGGAGGCUUGCACAAACAGUCUGUCUGUUUGUGCAUCUGAUGAUUGUGUUUCUCGUUCUCCAGAUCAGCUCUACCCAGUGCCUCUGCUCCUCACUAAUGCUGAGACAUGAUUGGAGCAGAGAGAUACAUCCUCAUUGGCUGUCUGCUGCAAGGAGCCUUGGGCAGCAAUUGGGCAGUCCGGAUGCCUCAGAGUAUUGAAGCUCUGAUUGGAUCCUGUGUCCUGAUUCCCUGCAGAUUUAAGAUCCCACCUGAAUUUAACUCAGAUCUAUUAGAGGAUCCAUCUUCAGUUAAUGGAAAAUGGAUAAAAGAUGAAACUAUAGUGUUUGAUUCCAGCAGCCAAUCUGCAUCUUCUCUGCAUGGAAAGAUCACUGGAGACCUGUUGCAAAAAAACUGCACUACAGUCCUGGAGAACGUUCCGAAGAAUUAUUCUCAUGGUCGUUAUAAAUUCAGAUUAGAAUGCAACAAUAGACUCAAAUGGAAUUUUGAACAAAGUGUUCAAAUUAAUCUCACAGACUCUCCACCCAAACCCAAGAUAACCACAGAGAAGGUGGAGGUGAUGGAGGGGACCUCUGUGAGUUUGAGCUGUUCUGCUGCAACACCCUGUCCUGAACUCCAACCAAAUCUGACAUGGACCCCCAGGCUGAGUGAUAGUGUGGAUCAACUGCAAGAGAAAAAGGAUAAAACCAAAUCUGUGUUUUCUGUUCUGAACUUCACUGCUUCCCACCUCCACCAUGGGCAGAAGAUCACCUGCAGGGCACUUUACACACUGCAAAAACGAGACACUCAGAAGACAUCUGAGGCCAGUAGGAUUCUCAGAGUUCUAUAUGCUCCUAAGAACACCUCAGUGUCAGUCACUCCCUCUGGUUCUUUGUUGGUGGGCAGCUCUGUGACUCUGACCUGCAGCAGUAAUGCCAACCCAGCAGUGCAGAACUACACCUGGUAUAAAGUGAAUGGGACAGAGAUAAACACUGUAGGAACUGGACAGAAUCUCACCUUCAAUGUGACUGAGUCCAGUGGCAGUGAACAGUACUACUGUGAAGCACAGAAUGAACAUGGCAAGGAGAACUCAACAACUGUGCAGCUGAAUGUAAUAUACAUGCCUCAGAUCUCUGGUUCUGGGAGCUGCAGCAGAACUGAAGCAGAGAUCAGCUGCUCCUGUGAGAGCCGUGGGAAUCCCUCUCCCAGCAUGGAGUGGCGUGUGUCUGGACUGCGGGUCACUAACUCUACUGAGAGAGUCAUCAGGGAGGAGCAGCUGGGGAACACAGGCCUGAGGAGCUCCCUCACCAUGCGCCAAUCACAGGGAGACACGCCCACUCUCCUCUGCGUCAGCACCAACACUCUCGGCUCCACCAGCCUCCAGCUCCACCUCCCGUCUCCACAGCAACACUCAGGAUUUGGCAUUACAAACUGCAUUACCUCACUGCUGAUUGGUGCAGCUGCCGGUGCUGGUGCCAUGAUGAUGAUAUGCCUCAUAAUGCAGCACAUUCUAAAGAAGAAGAGACACAUCCAGUGUUGUGGAAGUAGAAUGAAGGACAGCGAAGGGCUCAUACUGACAGAUGGGACGGCCGCUCAAGAUGAGGAAUCGAUCCACGCCAACAAGACCAUGCUGUCGGGCGCGAGUGCGGUGGAAAAGGGGGACGAGGGCGCCCUGCACUAUGCCACCGUGGAUUUCUCCAAACUUCCCGGCACGGGUGGGGAACACGGAACGGGCAUCGUCCGGGGCACUUCCAAACAGACGUCCGACUACGCCAUGAUCCGACACAAAUCCAGGGAAGAGAGAGAAGGAGGAGAGGAAGAAGGUGAGGAGGCACAGGAGGAGGUGGGGAAGGAAGGCCAAGAUGAGCUGGGCACAGAGAGGGAGUCAGCCGAGGCGAGGGGCGAGAAGGAGGAGGAGUCUCGGCCGAAUUUGAGCCCACAGGCCUCCGUCAACCCUGAGCCCACGGAGGAGGCCACCUAUGGGAACAUCUGCCCCUCCAGGCCCACUAAGAGGGCACGGCAGGGACUGCAGCAGCCGCCCGGGAACCCUGCUUCAGAGGAGGAGCAGGAGGAGUAGCGCCAGGAGGAGAACUCAGCAGGAGGCCAGGAGGACAUGUACGUGGAUGUCAUGAGCCCCCUGACGGAGGGUAACGGAAAGGGAACGGAGGAGAGUGAGUACGCCGAGGUCAGGAAGCCCAAAUAAGUCACCAUGGAGACAGGCCAACUCAUCACACCACGCUGCACUCUCAUAAUGCCAGGUUUUACUUUACAGCACGAUACAUAACGUGCGUUAUGUUGCAAUACAGAUGUUACAUUACAGUGUCAUACUGAAGUACAGUAACUUAUGGGGUCCCAAAUGCAACAUAAAACUAUUAUUUUACCAUGCAUUUUCUUCUGCGUUUAACUGAAAUAUCCCUAUUUCUCUCAAAUUUAAUGGAAAAAGUCUUAAAUUUAUUGUCUUUGAAUUGACAGGUGUAAAUAUUUAAUGUGGUAUCCGAAAAUGAUAUAAAUUAGCUAAAUGUUUUAUUAAUAAGGGUUUGUUUUUAUUUUUACAUUUUGCUAUAUCUAUAACAAUUUAGCUAAAUCAUUUAAUUAAUUGUAUGAGAUAUUUAGCGAAAGAUUUUGCUUAACGUACAAAACCUUUUGUUAAAUGAAUAAAUAUUUAAUGAAAUUUAAAAUAAAACAUUUUUUUGCAAAAUGAAUGUAACAUUGACUAAAUGUAUGAACCAUUCAGCUAAAUAUUUAGCUGAAUGUAUAACACCCUUUAAUGUACAAAACUUAUAGCUAAAUAUUUAACUAAAUGUAUGAAACAUUUAGCUAAACAUACAAGACUUUUAGCUGAAUGUAUAAAACAUGAAAUAUUUGAAAUAUUUGCUGACUAUUUGAAACAUUUAAAAUGGUAUAAAACAUUUUGCUAAAUGUAUGCAACCUCCACAGCCCGCCUUACAGUGGUUUACCAAAAGAAACAUUCACCUUAUUGUGGACAAAUUUUGGGGAGUUAAUUUUUGUGAUGACUAAACACAACGAACUUUGCUUCAAGAGGUUCACAGAUGUGCCUCCGGUCUCUGGCUCUGGGUGUAACGGUGGUGGUGGUGGUGAACGCAAUAGAACGCAUAGAAAGGCCGCUGGAGACAUGGAUGGAGUUGCAAAAAAAAUAGCAGAGACUUUAAUCAGGAGAUUAGUGUACAGAAAACUAAGAGAGCUACUCCAGGAAAUACGAAAUACUCCAGGCUGUGAAUAAUGCUCAGAGAGCACCCAAUCAGAAGCCAGCACAGAGCAGCAGGCUAAUGGGCUCAAGACAGAGUGAGAAGCAAAGCAGCUAAGGCAGAAUAAGUGUUGUGAUUCAUUAACUCUCGAAUCACUAACAGGUGAACACACAAUCUCAUAAUCAGAGUGAUGGUUAUGUCGCCCUCUGGUGACCAGCAGGAGGAGGUGCAGCUUGAAUCCUCACAUUGGGAGAUGAGUUAUUCCUGUUGGGGCAGUGGGAAUCCCAGCAUGGAGCAGCCGAUACUUGUGUCUGUUUCUUCAUGUCUUUCUUCAGGUCAUCGCUGGAACAUGCAGCAACAAUGCCACGCUCAGGGUGUGCUCGCAUUGGUCAGCACCCCAAUAGUAAACAGAGAUGAACAUUGAACAUUGGCAUAUCCGCCAGUUCAAAUACCAGCCUCAGUGCCAUUUCACGGGCUUGCCAACUACUGAUUUUGAUGUUGUUAUGCUACACCCUUCCAAUGUUGUGGAGACCCCCCUACAAAUUAGCAUUAAAAAUUUUGACUUUCUUUGCGCAAAACACAACUUCAUGUAAAUCAAACGGAUCCAGACCCCUCAUUCUCUUGAUCAUUUUGAGGAUUGUGUACCUUUUACACUUUUUACUAUUUUAGAUGAAGAUUAUAGUUCUCCCUCAGCCACAGAAAGAGAAGGGAGCUAGCCUGGGGGGAAAAGUGCUACAUCAAGUUAAUUCAUACAUUUCUCUAACUGUGUGGUCACUGUCUUGUUUGCUAAAUAAAGUAUUCAAGUUGUUUGUUCAUUUUUCUUUUUUUGAUAAGCCAACUCAUUUCAGCAUUUAAUAAAAUGGAGGUAUGCCUAAGUAGUCUACAGUUUGUCUUGCAUCCUGUUUGCCUUGCAUGUUGUUAAAAGAAUGAAGACCAACCUGGAGAUCACUUGCUUCAAAUAAAAAAAAUUCAAAAACUGAG
Messenger RNA from Anguilla rostrata (American eel), 4233 nucleotides. RefSeq names its product B-cell receptor CD22-like. The record is from RefSeq and is a predicted model, not a curated record. The transcript has 8 exons. Bases 177 to 2123 code for a protein of 648 amino acids. Lineage: Eukaryota; Metazoa; Chordata; Actinopteri; Anguilliformes; Anguillidae.